Chrysoperla carnea is the source of this 1938-nucleotide messenger RNA. RefSeq names its product asparagine--tRNA ligase, cytoplasmic (gene AsnRS). Bases 178 to 1854 code for a protein of 558 amino acids. The transcript is spliced from 6 exons. Gene Ontology annotation, biological process: asparaginyl-tRNA aminoacylation. Gene Ontology annotation, cellular component: cytoplasm. Gene Ontology annotation, molecular function: asparagine-tRNA ligase activity; ATP binding; nucleic acid binding. NCBI's taxonomy places the organism in Eukaryota, Metazoa, Arthropoda, Insecta, Neuroptera, Chrysopidae. The record is from RefSeq and is a predicted model, not a curated record.
UGCAGUAUUCAGAAAAUUCCCUACAUUCUAAUUCUUUCUUUAUAGCCACGUUUUCCAUCAAUAACUGAUGCAAUAUUGCAAAUAUUUAUAAGCCUUUUGUAAUUAUUUAGUUUUCUGAAAUAAUUAUAAGUCGAAAAAUAUUGAUUAAAUUGUAAAUUAGUAUAGCAGUGAUUAAAAAUGUCAGCGGGGGACAUUAAAAACUUAACCUUAAAGGAAAUAUAUACUUCUGAUAAAACUGGAGAUGAUAAAACCGGCGAUGGUACCCAGGAAAAACCAUUUAAAACUAUCUUACAAGCUAUGCGAGCAGCUGGCAAAGAACCAUUUCCAACAAUUUAUGUAGAUGCUAAAGAUAAAGAUGCAAAAGAAAAAUAUGAAGUAGCUGCUAAAUCGCAAUUGAAAAAAAUACAAAAAAUUUGGGUACGUGAGAAUCAUAAAGGUGCCGAUAAAUCAAAACGUGAAGAUGAUGAUGCCGAAAAACGAGCUAAAAAUCUUGAAGAAGCUAAGAAAAUUGAAAUUAGUGAAGAUCCAUCAUUAUUUCCAGCGAAGUUAAUUAAAAUUAAUGCCGGUUUGAAAAAUCGUGAUAAGAGAGUUAAAAUUAACGGAUGGGUUCAUCGGUUACGAAGGCAAGGUAAAUCCUUAAUGUUUAUAACAUUAAGAGAUGGAACCGGAUUCUUGCAGUGUGUGCUGAAUGAUAAACUAUGCCAAACGUAUGAUGCUCUAGUUUUAAGUACGGAAUCUACUGUUAUUUUAUAUGGAGUUUUAAGGGCUGUGCCUGAAGGAAAGACUGCUCCAGAUGGACAUGAAUUAAUGGUCGAUUAUUGGAAGUUAAUACACUUAGCACCAGCUGGUGGAGCAGAUUCAAUUUUAAACGAAGAUGCUUUACCUGACGUACAACUAGACAAUCGUCAUAUUAUGAUUCGUGGAGAAAACACUUCAAAAGUUCUUAAAAUGAGAUCGGUUGUCAUGCAAGCAUUCCGUGAUCAUUAUUUAGCUAAUGACUAUGUGGAAGUAACACCCCCAACGUUAGUACAAACCCAAGUUGAAGGUGGAGCAACGUUGUUUAAAUUAGAUUUCUUUGGAGAACAAGCUUAUUUAACGCAAAGUUCACAAUUAUAUUUAGAAACAUGUAUACCAGCUAUGGGUGAUGUAUUUUGUAUGGCCCAAAGUUAUCGAGCAGAACAAAGUCGAACCCGGAGGCAUUUAGCAGAAUACACCCACAUAGAAGGUGAAUGUCCUUUCAUAACAUUCAACGAUUUAUUAGAUCGACUUGAAGAUUUAAUCUGUGAUGUUGUACAACGUGUUCUUAACGGACCCUACGCUCAUAUCGUAUACGAAUUAAAUCCUGACUUUAAACCACCAAAAAAACCAUUCCGUAGAAUGAAUUAUGCUGAUGCUAUUGUUUAUUUAAAAGAACAUAAUAUUACCAAAGAAGAUGGUAGUUUUUAUGAAUUCGGUGAAGAUAUUCCAGAAAUGCCCGAACGUAAAAUGACCGAUCAAAUUAAUGAACCAAUUAUGUUGUGUCGUUUUCCUGUUGAAAUUAAAUCAUUCUACAUGUCGCGAUGUGAAGAAGAUGCCAGAUUAACGGAAAGUGUUGACGUUUUGUUGCCAGGAGUUGGUGAAAUUGUUGGUGGUUCGAUGAGGAUUUGGGAUAAUGAGGAAUUAUUGAAAGGUUACGCUCGUGAAGGUAUUGACCCAGCUCCAUACUAUUGGUACACAGAUCAACGUCGUUAUGGAUCUUGUCCCCAUGGUGGAUAUGGUCUUGGAUUGGAAAGGUUUAUUUGUUGGUUGUUGAAUAGAUAUCAUAUACGUGAUGUAUGUCUGUACCCACGGUUCCUAGAACGAUGUAAACCCUAGGAUAUUGUACUGCCUCUCUGCAUUUUCAAUAAAAUUCGAAUCUUUUGUGUAAUAAAUGGAAAACUUGAUCAAAAAUAAAUUAUU